AUGACUGCUGUCAACCAAUCUGAGGAACCAUCGAAUUCGGUUGGAGAAAGUGGUGUCCCGAUACCAACUCUGAAUCAGGAAGCAUUGCAACUGCGGAUUCGCAUUAUCGAGCAGUUCCAUCUGCUUGCUGCAAUUAUUGGCCGCUGGUUGUUGCCACUUAACGGGAUCAGCAGCGAUCAGCUUUCUGAACUGCUGCUCAUCAACAUUGGCACCGCUGCUGACAUUCUCGACCUUUUCGAGGCUUUCAACGAGGAAGCGGUUAUUAAACAUUUCCCCAUACAGAUCAGCAUCCUGUGCCUAUGGCAAGCCAGCCUAUUGCAGUUUUGUUUCAAUAAGACCGCCAGACUUGAGGUUGAAGAUACACAGACGCCCAGUAAUCUAAACAGUGGUCAGCAUAACGCUUUUCAGGCAUCGGCAGUAGAAGACACGAAUCAAAAUUUUGGUAUGGCAAGCCCCACAAAGAAGAAGACUCAUCAAUCAAGCCGUCUGGAUGAAACGGAACCACAGACCGAAUACAGUGCUCAGCAUAACUCUUUUCAGGCAUCUGAGCUAGAAGAAACAAGCCAAAACUUUGGCAUCGUAAGCCCCACAAAAAAGGAAACAGAUGAAUCAAUCCGUCUAAAUGAAAUGGAAGCACAGACCGAAUACAUUGGUCAGCACAACGCUUCUCAGGCAUCUGCGCUAGAAGACAUCAACCAAAAUUAUGGCAUGGCGAGCCCCACAAAAAAGGCGACCCAUAAAUCAAGCCGCCUGGAUGAAACGGAACCACAGACCGAAUACAGUGAGUCGUCAGAGGGGGACUGUUGCUGCUGCGGUGGUUUUUGGCACCGACAUGAGCGUUGUCGCAACGUCCUCUUCGGAACGGAGUUAUGGGCAAUCAUUAUGACGCUGAUGCUGCAAGACCUGCCCUUCAUGUGCCUGCGACUGACGCUGAUUUUCGCCUUUGCUGUUCGGAGUUAUCAGAACAUAUUUUUCGCUAUCAAAAACAUGAUCCUUAUUCUGGCCCAGGUCUUUCGAUGCUGGGUCCUGUUGCGGAAUUACGGUCCUAAUUACCAUAUGAUGGAUUGGAGUCACAUCAUUUUUCGCAUACGCUGA
Dibothriocephalus latus is the source of this 1095-nucleotide messenger RNA. The record is from the annotation of a GenBank genome assembly. Lineage: Eukaryota; Metazoa; Platyhelminthes; Cestoda; Diphyllobothriidea; Diphyllobothriidae.